Molecule: messenger RNA, 728 nt
Organism: Sinocyclocheilus anshuiensis
Lineage: Eukaryota; Metazoa; Chordata; Actinopteri; Cypriniformes; Cyprinidae
Product: NACHT, LRR and PYD domains-containing protein 3-like
Exons: 2
Molecular function (GO): protein binding
Source: RefSeq, a predicted model, not a curated record
CUGAACAAGAACAAGCGAGAGCUUCGGUUUUUCUUUGAAGAUUCACAAAAUACAGCCAGACAAAAGAUUCAGUUCUUCUUUAGAAAUGUCACAUUUCAUGACUUAACAAAGAGGGCCACUGAUAAAGCAAUGCAGAGUGAGAGAGGACAUCUGGACCUGUUCCUGCGGUUUCUGAUGGGCAUUUCACUGGAAUCCAGUCAGAACCUGCUCAAAGGCCUGAUCAAACACACUCAAGACACCACAGAGAGCAUCAGACAAACAACUGAAUACAUUAAAGAAUUACAAAAACAGGACAUCUCAGAUGAAACUUCAGUCAACCUAUUCUACUGCUUACUUGAGCUGAAAGAUCAUUCAUUAUAUGAGGAAAUCCAGAGUUACCUCAGUUCAGAUGCACAUCCAGGAAGAGACCUCUCAUCUUCAAUGUGCACAGUGUUGACCUACAUACUGCUGAUGUCAGAGAAGGUGCUGGAUCAGUUCAACCCAAAGAGGUUCACGUCAUCACGAGCAGACUACAGGAGACUCAUUCCAGCUGUGAGAUGCUGCAGAAAAGCCCUAUUUGACGGCUGUGAUCUUGAUGAAACAUGCUGUGAAACUGUGUCUUCUGCUCUACAAUCAUCAAACUCUCAUCUGACAGAGCUGGACCUGAGUAACAAUCACCUGCAGGAUUCAGGAGUGAAGCUGCUUUCUGAUGGACUGAAGAGUCCAAACUGUCAGCUGCAGAUUCUGAG